Bombina bombina (fire-bellied toad) is the source of this 829-nucleotide messenger RNA. RefSeq names its product leptin receptor overlapping transcript-like 1. Gene Ontology annotation, biological process: late endosome to vacuole transport via multivesicular body sorting pathway; negative regulation of growth hormone receptor signaling pathway. Gene Ontology annotation, cellular component: endosome. Lineage: Eukaryota; Metazoa; Chordata; Amphibia; Anura; Bombinatoridae. Bases 193 to 588 code for a protein of 131 amino acids. The transcript has a single exon. The record is from RefSeq and is a predicted model, not a curated record.
UUUUGUUCCUAUGUAUUGUUUACAUGUUAUAGGGGUUAUAUAGAGCUCCCAAUGUUUCUUGUCAUGUAUUGUAUACUUUUCUGAGUAUAGUUACAGAAACAAUAAUUGAUGCGAUCAAAUACCUAUUUUCACUUUUAUACAUUGUCUGUGUACAGCGAUAGAACAUAAUUAUAUUGCAGAAGCCGAGAGACCAUGGCUGGCAUCAAAGCUUUAAUCAGCCUUUCUUUUGGGGGAGCAAUCGUUCUGAUGUUCCUAAUGCUUGGAUGUGCUUUGCCGCAAUACAACAUCUACUGGCCACUGUUUGUCCUGUUCUUUUAUAUCCUUUCACCUAUUCCGUACUGUAUAGCGAAGAGAGUGGUCGAUGAAUCUGAUGCUGCAAGUAAUGCCUGCAAGGAGCUAGCUAUAUUUCUCACAACUGGUAUAGUUGUUUCUGCGUUUGGUCUGCCUAUUGUGUUUGCUCGAGCAGUUUUGAUUCAGUGGGGUGCAUGUGCCCUGGUACUCACAGGAAAUGCUGUCAUUUAUUCCACCAUUUUAGGAUUUUUCCUAGUUUUUGGAAGCAAUGAUGACUUCAGUUGGCAGCAAUGGUGAAUGGCUUGUUAGCCCUUGUCGAACUGCUCCACAGCGACCAUCCAUUCAGCCAACAAAGCCAUCCUCGUUCUGGUUGAACCAAGCGGGAAGUAGCAUGUGGAAUUUUAAUCACACCUUAUCGCCAUGCUUUUCGUCAUGGGCAUUCAGAAUGGCUUACCAGGAAAGCUCUUUUACCAAGAAAACAUACUUCUUCCUUUUUUAUUUUAUUUUUAUACACGUCGUAUUGGGUACUUUAUACAGU